AUGGCUACGAGUCCUGGAUUUAUAUCUGUAGAAUUAUGUUAUGCAGAUGGUGUGAGACAAGUUGACGAACGUACAUUUACACUUGACCAUGAAAAUUUGAUCAAAGACUAUACAAAACGGACUUGUGACCAUACAAAAAAAAAGAAAUCACUCAACUUAUUAAAGGGUAAGGUGAUUCUUCAAGAAAAACAGUUGAUUAAACUAGAAAAAAAGCUUCAGCAGUUGAUGCAUGAUCACCAGGAAGGUGAGAGUGAUACAAAUUAUGAAAGGAAGCUCUCCAAACUUAAAUCUAGUCUUGAAAAACAAUCUGGCAAACUUCAAAAACUUCAAAAAAAAAUGCAUAAACUUGAGCUUGAGAUUAAAGCUUUAGUUUUGGACCUGGAACUGCAAGCAAAAAAAAUCAUAUCAUUUUUUGUUAAAAAAUAUCCGAAUACUUUAUCAGUUAAUCUAAAACUAAUCUCUCAAUCAAAAACCACCACAAUAAAAAUCACCAACAAAGUAAGUACUACAAACAAACAACAGCCAAAAUCUCAGCAAGCCUCUACUAGUGGAACUCGAAGUUCACCACGACAUCGUGAAAGCUCAACGUCGUCAUUGAAUGAAAUGUCUACAGUUCAACCCACUCAAACAACCUCCAGUACACAGAAAGUUUCUUUCAAAACUAUGAGUGUGUUUUGA
Messenger RNA from Batrachochytrium dendrobatidis JAM81, 678 nucleotides. RefSeq lists its product as uncharacterized. The transcript has a single exon. The record is from RefSeq and is a predicted model, not a curated record. NCBI's taxonomy places the organism in Eukaryota, Fungi, Chytridiomycota, Chytridiomycetes, Rhizophydiales. Bases 1 to 678 code for a protein of 225 amino acids.